Molecule: messenger RNA, 3507 nt
Organism: Sorex araneus (European shrew)
Lineage: Eukaryota; Metazoa; Chordata; Mammalia; Eulipotyphla; Soricidae
Gene: TMC8
Product: transmembrane channel like 8
Exons: 15
Coding region: 253-2406 (717 amino acids)
Cellular component (GO): plasma membrane
Molecular function (GO): mechanosensitive monoatomic ion channel activity
Source: RefSeq, a predicted model, not a curated record
AGUGACCCCAGAGGAGGACGAGCGGUCUCAGCUUCUGUCUGUUUGGGGGACUCGGCUGGCGGUGCUCAGGGCCUACUCCUGACUCCGUGCGCAGAUGGGCCCCGGCCUCCGCAUGCACGCAAACCGCGCGGGUGGAGCCCCGGUGCCCGGCCGCGUCCUGGCACGUUCCUCCCCCCGUUUGACAGCUAGGGGAAACUGAGGCCAGGCGGGGCCUUGAGCGCCUCCGGGCUCGCACGUCCCCCGGCCGCAGGGAUGCGGCGCCCGGCGCGCGCGGAGCCGGAGGGCGACCCCGAGGAGCUGCGGGAGGCCGAGCUGGACCGCGUGCGCGCCUGCCGGACGCCCGUGCGCGCGCUGCCCUACGCCCUGGUGGACAGGCGCGUCAUCCGGCAGCUGCGGGAGCCCGCGGGGCCGGGCCGCUCGUGGCCGCGGCGGUGGCAGCGCGGACGGCACGAGGCUGGACGGCGGCUGCGGGACGCUGGACGGCGGCUGGCCCGGGGCUGCGGCCUCUGGGAGGGGGCGCUCUACGAGAUCGGGGGGCUCUUCGGCACCGGAAUCCAGUCCUACUUCACCUUCCUUCGCUUCCUGCUGCUGCUCAACCUGCUGACCCUGCUACUGACCGCCAGCUUCGUCCUGCUGCCCCUGGCCUGGCUGCGUUCCCCCGACCCCGGACCUGCCCUCAACGCCACCCUCCAGUGCCCCCGCGCCCAGGCCAGUGUCCCCAGGUUCCACAACCGGCUCUGGGACGUUCUGACGGGCAGGGCCUUCAACAACACCUACCUCUUCUACGGCGCGUACCGGGCGGGACCCGAGCACGCCUCGGCCUACAGCAUCCGCCUGGCCUACCUGCUCAGCCCGCUGGCCUGUCUGCUGCUCUCCUUCUGGGGGACCCUGUGGCGGAUGGUGGCAGGCCUGCCGCAGCAGCUGUACCUGGGCCAGGACUACAGGGCUCCGCUCAGCGCCAAGGUCUUCUCCUCCUGGGACUUCUGCAUCCGCGGCCACGAGGCAGCCGCCAUCAAGAAGCACGAGAUCAGCAAUGAGUUCAAGGUGGCCCUGGAGGAGGGGCGGCGGUUCCAGCUGGCCCAGCAGCUGUCCAGGGCCCAGCGCGCCUGCCGCCUGCUCAGCUUCCUGCGGACCAACCUUCUCAUCACGCUCCUGGUGGCCGGGGCCAUCAGCACCAUCUUCUGGGCCACCAAGUACUCGCAGGACAACAAGGAGGACCCCUCAUCCGUGCUGCUCCAGUACCUGCCCCCCGGCGCCAUAGCCCUGGCCAACUUCCUGGGUCCCCUGCUCUUCCUGUUCCUGGUCCAGCUGGAGAACUACCCCCCAAACACCGAGGUCAACCUCACCCUGGUCUGGUGCGUGGUGCUCAAGCUGGUCAGCCUGGGGAUGUUCUUACUGUCGCUGGGCCAGACUAUGCUGUGCAUUGGCAGGGACAAGACCAGCUGCGAGUCCUAUGGCUACAACGUCUGUGACUACCAGUGCUGGGAGAACGCGGUGGGCGAGGAGCUGUACAAGCUGAGCACCUUCAACUUCCUCCUCACGGUGGCCUUCACCUUCCUGGUCACGCUGCCGAGGAGGCUGCUGGUGGAGCGCUGCUCGGGCCGCUUCUGGGUCUGGCUGGACCGGGAGGAGUUUCUGGUACCCAAGAACGUGCUGGACAUCGUGGCAGGACAGACGGUCACCUGGAUGGGCCUCUUCUACUGUCCGCUGCUGCCUUUGCUCAACAGCAUCUUCAUCUUCCUCACCUUCUACCUCAAGAAGUACACCUUGCUGCGGAACUCCAGGGCGUCUGCUCGGCGCUUCCGGGCCUCCAGCACCACCUUCUUCUUCCAGCUGGUUCUCCUGCUGGGGCUGCUCCUGGCCGCAGUGCCGCUGGGCUACGUGGUCAGCAGUGUCCACUCCUCCCGGGACUGCGGCCUCUUCGGCAACUACUCAGCCCCCUGGCAGGUGGUCCCCGAGCUGGUGGCGCUGCGGCUUCCUCCUGCUGGCCAGCUGGUCCUCCACUACCUGGGCUCCCACGCCUUCAGCUUCCCCCUUCUUGUCCUGCUCAGCCUGGUCCUGACUGUGUGCAUCUCCCAGUCCCAGGCCAAUGCCCGGGCCAUCCAGGAGCUCCGGAAGCAGCUGGUGUGGCAGGUGCAGGAGAAGUGGCACCUGGUGGAUGACCUGUCGCGCCUGAUGGCUGAUUCGCGCCCCGGCAGCCCUGAGGGCCCCGAGUCUCCGCUGUCCGCAGUUUCGCGCCCACGAUCCUUCUGCCCGGGGUUCCCCUGCCCCGGCUCUCCGGGCCCCAGGCCCCCGCAGCCAGGACCCUCCGGCGUGGAUCCCGCGGCGAUGGGCAGACCCGGCCUGGAUCGCCAUGACCCGGUUCCAGCUUGUCGAUUCCGAUUCCCCAGUAGCUCGGAGCCCUAGGUCCACCCCGUGAUCACGCCCUGCGUGCGACCAAAGCCAGCGUCACCCUUGCCCCGCACUCCUGCCCCCUCCUCUGAGGGCCCCCAUCAACCCUCUCAGUGGCCCCCCAAGCCGGGUACCCAGAAGGGGGUAUGCCCGAGGGCAGAGGGGGGAAAUACGGGAAGGCCUUUUUUGGGGGGGCAUUGAGUCACACCCGGCGAUGCUCAGGGGUUACUCCUGGCUCUGCAGUCAGGAAUUACUCCUGGCGGUGCUCAGAGGACCCUACGGGAUGCCGGGGCUCGAACCCGGGACAGCCGCGUGCGAAGCAAACACCCUCCUCGCUGGGAAGGUGUUUUUAAUUUUUAUCUCAUUGCUUUUUAAUAGGGAUGCACCUGGCGGUGCUCAGGUCUUUUCUUUUUUUUUUUUUGGGGUCACACCCGGCGAUGCUCAGGGGUCACUCCUGGCUCUGCACUCAGGAAUUACUCCUGGCGGGGCUCGGGGAACCAUAUGGGAUGCUGGGAAUCGAACCCGGGUCAGCCGCGUGCAAGGCAAACGCCCUACCCGCUGUGCUAUGGCUCCAGUCCCGGUGCUCAGGUCUUAAUCCAGGUUGUCUCCAGGGUCACUCUGGGUUCAGGGGUGCGAGAGAGCGAGCCUGGGUGGGCCGCGUGCGAGGCAGGCACCUUUACCCCCGUACUGUCUCUAGAGCUUCUUGUCUCGUGUAAAAAAAAAAAAAUGUGUGCGUGUGUUUCUAAAAGAAUUUUUUUAUUAUUGUUGCUUUGGUGCCAAGCCUGGUGGUUACUCCUGGCUCUGCGCGCGGGGAUCCCCCCCUCACCCAGUGGGCCUCAGGAACAUGUCUAGUGGGGGUGUCCAACCUGAGUCAGCCUCGCCCGCUGUGCUGUCUCCCCGCCUUCCUGGACAAUUCUAAGGUGCAGGUGCACUGCCCUAGAGACCCAUGACUCCCAGCGUAUCGGGGCACGGGUUGGGCCAACAAGAUUCUGGGAGCUGUCCCCUGGGGCUGCUCCCUGCGGUGCUGGGGGAACCAUAUGGUGCCCAGUUUGAGCCCGAGUCUGCAUUUACUGAAUAUACAUCCAUUAGGAGCGCUCAGAAACUGUAUGGGGCCAU